Tetranychus urticae (two-spotted spider mite) is the source of this 2139-nucleotide messenger RNA. Its product is annotated as cholinesterase. Gene Ontology annotation, biological process: choline metabolic process; acetylcholine catabolic process. The record is from RefSeq and is a predicted model, not a curated record. Gene Ontology annotation, molecular function: acetylcholinesterase activity. Gene Ontology annotation, cellular component: plasma membrane. Lineage: Eukaryota; Metazoa; Arthropoda; Arachnida; Trombidiformes; Tetranychidae.
ACUUCAUUCUCAUUCUUUUGGUUCACUGUCACAUGCUUUAAAUUUGGCUGGUUACUUACCAAUGUAAGUUAACUAUUGAGUUAACCAGUUAUAAAAAUGUGGAUACAUCUUGCAAAAAUGUUUAAUAAAAGUCCUUUACCUUCAAAUUAGUGGUUGGAGUGAAAGUAAACAACUUUAAUUUAAGAAGAAACGAGAUUUUAAAUUCAAAUCUCACAAAAGUGAGCUUAAAAUGAGCAAGCUACUUCUUCCAUCAAUAAUUGCCGCAACUAUCUUGUUAUUUAUAUUGGUAUUGUAUAUUUUACUGUAUGCGUUUUUCAUUCAAAUAGUUUAUCCGAUUGAUUCAACUCCUGUUGUCAGGAUAUCAAAUGGACCUGUUCAAGGAAAAUUCAUUGAAUACGAGAAAGUAAAAGUUGCCCAUUUUUUGGGCAUUCCGUUUGCUAAACCUCCCAUUGGACCUCUAAGAUUCCAAUCACCUGUUAAACCAGAUAAUUGGACAAGUGUUAAGCAAGUAGUCAACUAUGGAUCACCUUGUUUGCAAAAGCCCAUCGUAACAGAUCAAAGUGAUGAAGACUGUUUGUUUAUCAAUGUUUAUGUUACUGAAUCAACUCUUAAAUCAUCGAACACGUCGUUCUUAAGACCUGUUUUAUUCUGGAUCUAUGGUGGAGCUUUGGCCACUGGAUUCGGCAAUGAAUAUUAUGAUGGCAUUCCUAUGGUUCCUCUGCACGAUGUUGUCCUUGUUACUCACAAUUACCGUGUUAAUGCUUUUGGUUUCAUGCAUUUUGGUGAUAAAGAGCCAAGAAUCCCAGCAAACAUUGGUUUGAGAGAUCAACUUUUAGCUCUUCAAUGGGUUCAAGAAAAUAUCGCUAAAUUUGGUGGUGAUCCUGAUCAGGUGACAAUUUUCGGAGAAUCUGCAGGUUCCAUGUCAGUUUCAGCACAUAUUUUAUCACCUCUAUCCAAAGGUUUAUUCAAAAGAGCAAUACUCCAAUCAGGAACAAUUAUGUUUCCAGUUGAGGAUCCUGAUUACAUCCUGAAUAACAGUUUCACUGUUGUCAGUCGUACUCCAUGUAAUUCAUCUACCGACUUACUCAAUUGCUUACAAAAUUUACCUGCAUCGACAAUCCUUAAUGCUCAAUCUGAUGGUCCUCUUAGAUUUCGUUGGUUUUAUGGAGAUGAUUUCCUUCCUUACAGCCCAUUGGAAGCAUUUUCAAAGGGAAUAUUUGAUAACUCACAUGACAUCUUGCUUGGUGUGGAGAAGAAUGAAUUUACCAUGUUUAUGGGACUUCUCAGUGCUACUCAAUUCAAUCCAAAAAUCGACGUUGUCCUCAAUUACUCACAAGCAGUUGAUUACCUUUCAUUAAUUUUCAACAAAGACUCACUAGACUUUUACACUGAUUUAUAUUUCAAUUCAUCAACAGAUCUUUCAUCGGCAUAUCUUUUGAAACAAUUAGAGAGGGCUUACAGUGAUACCAUUUUAGUUUGUCCAACUUAUAUGUUUGGAAUUAAAUAUUGUUCAAAGGGCGAUCUAGGAACCGGUAAAGUUUAUGGCUAUUAUCAUACACAGAAGCCUGUUCCCAGUCUCAAUACCAUAUGCGAUGACAGUCCCUGGAUGGGUACCUGCCAUGGCGCUGAACUAACUUACGUUUUUGGUCAUCCAUUGAUUAAACCAGGUUAUCCACAAAGAGAUAUUGAUUUAAGUCGUGAAAUGAUGAAAAUUUGGACUUAUUUUGCUGAAUUCGGAUACAUGCCUAGAGUGAAUGAGAAGAAGUGGAAACGAUUGAAUAAAGAUUUAUCAGCAAUGGUUUUGAACAUUGAUGAUUUGGGGGAAGUUGAUCGAGAACGAGUUGAAUUCUGUGUGCGACAAUGGGAUAAAUUCGUUAAAAACAAUAACUUAAAAUUUACAUAUCUUAUGAGUUCUGUAUAAUAUACUUUAAUGUACAAAUUAAUAUAAUAGUCCAAGUAUAUCUGAAGUAUUAAUAGAUCUGAAAAUCGGAUUAUUUAAGAGAUCAAAUUUUUGUAUUUAUGUUACAAAAAUUGAUAUUCUGAUGAUUCGACACUUUAUACAAUGAUUGCGCUUCUGACGAUUUACUCAUUCCAUUCGUUGAUGGCUAAAUUAUUAAAAUGUUGACUACCAUUGAUUAA